Messenger RNA from Hevea brasiliensis (rubber tree), 2394 nucleotides. RefSeq names its product putative disease resistance protein RGA3. The record is from RefSeq and is a predicted model, not a curated record. Gene Ontology annotation, molecular function: ADP binding. The transcript has 2 exons. Gene Ontology annotation, biological process: defense response to other organism. The coding region runs from base 1 to 2394 and encodes 797 amino acids. Lineage: Eukaryota; Viridiplantae; Streptophyta; Magnoliopsida; Malpighiales; Euphorbiaceae.
AUGGCCGACUCUUUUCUCUUCAUCAUCGCAGAAGGUGUUCUCGAGAAGUUGGGCUCUCUUGCUCUUCGAGAAUUUUUCCUAGCAUGGGGACUCGAAACUGAAGUUGAAACAAUUAGGGAGAUCUUGGGUGCCAUCCAAGCUGUGCUUUUGGAGGCUGAACAGCAGCGGCCUCACAAUCACGCAAUAGAGUUUUGGCUGGGGAAGCUCCAAGAUGUCCUUUAUGAUGCAGAAGACGUGGUGGAUGAGUUUGAAUGUGAAGCCUUGAGAAGGAAAGUGGUCAAGUCUGGUAACGCCACCCGAAGAAUGGGACAUAAACUAAAGAAGAUUAGAGAGACGGUUGAUGAAAUUGUAGCUCUUAAGUCUAAGUUUGGUCUUACUGAGCGGAUUUUUGAUAGGCAUGUCAUUCAUAGGAAGAAAGAGAUGACCCACUCCUUUGUAGAUGCUUGUAAUGUCAUUGGGAGGGAACAAGCUAGAGAUAACAUCAUUGAAAUGUUGGUACAAUUUGUUGAUGGUGAAAAUGUCUCCGUUAUUCCAAUUGUUGGAAUAGGUGGCCUUGGGAAGACUACACUUGCUAAAUUGGUUUAUAAUGAUCAAAGGGUGAUUAGUAAUUUCGAGAUGAAACUAUGGGUGUGUGUUUCAGAUGUCUUUGAAUUAGAAAAGGUGAUAAUUAAAAUUCUGAACUCUGCGUCUCCUUGUCAAAGAUACAUGGAUCUGGAUAUAGACCAGUUGCAAAUAGCCUUGCGAGAGGCUUUGGAUGGAACGAAAUAUUUUCUAAUCCUAGAUGAUGUGUGGAGCGAGGACCCUAGAAAAUGGCUUGAAUUAAAAACUUUGUUAAUGGGAGGUGCUAAUGGAAGUAAAAUUGUAAUCACGACUCGUAGCAAACGUGUUGCUGAAAUAAUGGGCACAGUAUCUGCACACAAUUUGAGUCUUCUUCCACACCAGGAUUGUUUGUCUUUGUUUUUCAAAUGUGCAUGUAGAGGACAACAAGAAAAACAAAAUCCAAACUUGAAAAGAAUUGGGGAAGAAAUUGUGAGAAAAUGCAAAGGAGUUCCUUUGGCAGUGAUAACUUUAGGAUCUUUGCUUUACUCUGUAACCGAUGAACGUGAAUGGGAAUUUAUAAGAGAUAAUGAGAUAUGGAAAUUAGAGCAAAAGGAAGAUGAUAUUUUGCCUGCUUUAAGAUUGAGCUAUGAACACUUGCCCUCUUACUUGAAAAGAUGCUUUGUGUAUUGUUCAAUUUUUCCCAAGGAUUAUGAAUUUACAGAACUUCAAUUGGUUUAUUUAUGGAUGGCAAAUGGACUGAUUGAAUCUUCCAAUGAGAAUCAAGAGUUAGAAGAUGUUGGCAUGCGCUAUUUUAAAGAGUUGUGCUCUAGAUGUUUCUUCGAAGAUUUUUCUGAAGGUGCUCGUGGUAUUGUUAACUGUAAAAUGCAUGAUCUAAUGCAUGAUCUAGCAUUAUCGAUCUCACGAAAUGAAUGCUCAGUUGUAAUGACCAGCACUCAACAGAUUCCCAAAAGUGUUCGACAUAUAUUUUUUCCUUAUCCUAAAUCGCUUUCUGAUCAGGAUCUUCCUACAUCCUUACAAAUCCCGCAAACUGUGCGAACCAUUUCCUUUUUAAAUAGAACAAGAGGGUGGAUUUGUAGUGAACGGUUCAUUAAGACAUGCUGCUUAAGAUUUCCAUACUUAAGGGUCUUGGAUUUGGCUUUUCUAGAAUUCCAGAUACUGCCAAAAAGGAUUGGUGAUUUGAAGCAUUUGAAAUAUCUUAGUUUAUAUGGUAAUUGUUUGAUUAACAGACUCCCUAAUUCCAUAUGUAAGCUACAAAGUUUGCAAGUUCUGAUAUUAACUUUAUGUUAUAAACUUCAAGAGUUGCCCAAAGAUAUACAGCACAUGAUUAACCUUAGAUGGCUUACAAUAACUACGAAGCAAAAGUAUUUACCAACGGGUGGAAUAGGUUGCUUGAAGGCUCUUCGAUUUUUGUUCAUUAGCUGGUGUGACAAUCUAGAAUAUUUGUUUGAAGACAUGCAAGGCCUCAAAAAGCUUCGAAGCUUAGCGAUCACUUACUGUAGAAGCUUGAAAUCUUUGCCGCAAAGUAUUAAAUGCCUAACAGCAUUAGAUACUCUUCGUAUUGAUGCUUGCAAAAACCUUGAUUUCACAAUGGAGGAAGGAGAAGACAAUCAAUGCCUAACUCAAUUCAGCCUCCAAAAAUUAGUGUUAAUAGACUUGCCAAAAUUAGCGGAGUUUCCAGAAUGGCUUAUUCGAGGAUCUACCAACAGUUUAAAAGUCAUGAGAAUUGGAGAGUGUGACAACCUCAGAGAAUUACCAAGGUGCCUACAGAAUAUGUCAUCACUUUCAGAGCUUCAAAUCAUAGGUUGUCCGCAGCUAAACAACGAUCCCAUAUGA